Messenger RNA from Vitis vinifera (wine grape), 6421 nucleotides. Its product is annotated as putative disease resistance RPP13-like protein 1. Gene Ontology annotation, molecular function: ADP binding. Lineage: Eukaryota; Viridiplantae; Streptophyta; Magnoliopsida; Vitales; Vitaceae. The transcript is spliced from 11 exons. The record is from RefSeq and is a predicted model, not a curated record. Bases 209 to 4279 code for a protein of 1356 amino acids. Gene Ontology annotation, biological process: defense response to other organism.
CGAUAAAGCAAUACGCAGGCUGCAUUGUACAUUUUUAUAUUUUGAUGAAGAUGGUGAUAUUUUGAUUGUAUAAGGGUGAAAAAGUAAUUAAGCACAAGUUCUGUGAGUGUAGAGCCAACCUCACACUUCUCAGCACCAAUUGCAUCUCUCACUUCUGCCUUCGGCUGUAUUUUGCAGAGUUGUUGAUUCCUUGGUUUCCAAAGAAAACAUGAUUGUAGUUGAGGCGUUUCUGUCUUCCUUGUUUGAGGUGGUGCUGGACAAGCUGGUGGUCACCCCUUUGUUAGAGUAUGCACGGCGGCUGAAAGUCGACACAACACCACUCCAGGACUGGAAGACGACUUUGUUGCAAAUCAAAUCAGUGCUGCAUGAUGCUGAGCAGAAACAGAUUCAGGAUGAUGCGGUGAUGGGGUGGUUGGAUGAUCUCAAAGCUUUAGCUUGCGACAUUGAAGAUGUCCUGGACGAAAUUGACACCGAAGCUAAGCGAUGCAGUUUGGUACAAGGACCUCAAACCAGCAACAGCAAGGUACGGAAGCUCAUCCCUUCUUUUCAUCAUAGCAGUUUCAAUAAGAAGAUUUGUAAAAAGAUGAAGACAAUCACCAAGGAGUUAGAUGCUAUUGUAAAGCAAAAGACUGUCCUUGGUUUGAGAGAGGUUUUUGGAGAGGGGCCAUCGGACCACAGGAGAGACCGUCAUGAAGGGGUGUCAUCUGUCAAUCAAGAAAGGCGGACUACUUGUCUUGUAACAGAGUCUGAGGUUUAUGGUAGGGGGGCCGAUAAGGAGAAGAUCAUGGAGUUAUUGCUAUCAGAUGAAGUAGGUACUGCUCGUGAAGUUCAGGUGAUUCCAAUUGUUGGUAUGGGUGGGGUUGGAAAAACAACCCUUGCUCAGAUUAUCUAUAACGACAAGAGGGUGGAGAAAAAUUUCCAAAUCCGUGGCUGGGCAUACGUAUCUGAUCAGUUUCAUUCAGUAAAAGUAACCCAACAAAUUUUAGAGUCUGUCUCCGGUCGUUCAUCUGAUUCUGACGACUUACAGUUGCUACAACAGAGUUUGCAGAAAAAGUUGAAACGAAAAAGGUUUUUCCUUGUAUUGGAUGAUAUAUGGAUCGAGAACCCCAAUACCUGGAGUGAUUUACAAGCUCCACUAAAAGACGGAGCAGCAGGCAGUGUCAUCAUGGUAACCACUCGUUCUAAAAGUGUUGCAUCCAUCAUGUGCACUACUCCUAUUCAGCCUCUUAGUGAACUUUCUGAGGAAGAUUGCAGGUCACUAUUUGCACAUAUUGCCUUUGUAAACAUAACUCCAGAUGCGCGCCAAAACUUGGAACCUAUUGGCAGAAAAAUAAUAACCAAAUGCAAAGGUUUGCCUUUGGCUGUAAAGACAUUGGCAGGUCUGUUGCGUUGUAAUCAAGACGACAAGGCUUGGAAGAAGAUGCUGAAUGACGAAAUAUGGGAUUUACCGCCUCAGAAGAGUAGCAUUCUUCCAGCUCUUCGCUUGAGCUACCAUUAUCUCCCCUCUAAAUUGAAGCAAUGCUUUGCAUAUUGCUCCAUCUUUCCCAAGAAUUAUGAGUUUAACAAGGAGGAGUUAAUUUUAUUAUGGGUGGCACAAGGUUUUUUGGGUGGCUUAAAAAGAGGGGAGACAAUAAAAGAUGUUGGCCAAACAUGUUUUGAUGACCUAUUAUCAAGGUCGUUCUUUCAACAAUCUGGUGGGAAUAAUUCAUUGUUUGUGAUGCAUGAUUUGAUUCAUGAUGUGGCGCGAUUUGUAUCUAGAAAUUUUUGUUUAAGAUUGGACGUUGAAAAGCAAGACAAUAUUUCAGAGAGGACUCGACAUAUAUCAUACAUUCGUGAGGAAUUCGAUGUCUCCAAGAGAUUUGAUGCCCUUCGUAAAACUAAUAAGUUACGAACGUUCCUACCAUCAAGUAUGCCUCGUUAUGUUUCAACUUGCUACUUUGCUGAUAAAGUCUUAUGUGAUCUAUUGCCAAAAUUAGUAUGUUUGCGGGUUUUAUCCUUGUCUCACUAUAAUAUCACUCAUUUGCCUGAUUCAUUUGGGAAUUUAAAACAUUUACGCUAUUUGAACCUUUCUAACACCAGGGUACAAAAGUUACCUAAAUCAAUAGGUAUGCUUUUGAAUUUGCAAUCACUGGUGUUGUCAAAUUGUCGUGGGCUUACCGAGUUGCCAAUUGAAAUUGUAAAACUCAUCAACUUGCUUCAUUUGGAUAUUUCUAGAACAAAUAUACAACAGAUGCCACCAGGAAUUAACAGACUAAAAGAUCUUCAGAGAUUGACCACUUUUGUUGUUGGUGAGCAUGGUUGCGCAAGAGUUAAGGAGUUAGGAGACCUUUCACACCUACAAGGAUCACUCUCCAUUUUAAACUUGCAGAAUGUACCGGUGAAUGGUAACGAUGCUUUAGAGGCUAAUUUGAAGGAAAAGGAAGACCUCGAUGCCUUGGUGUUUACAUGGGAUCCGAAUGCAAUUAAUAGUGAUUUGGAGAAUCAAACCAGAGUUCUCGAAAACCUUCAACCUCAUAACAAGGUGAAAAGGUUGAGCAUUGAAUGCUUCUAUGGUGCAAAAUUUCCAAUUUGGUUAGGAAAUCCUUCAUUCAUGAAUUUAGUUUUCUUACGACUUAAAGAUUGUAAAAGUUGCUCAUCCUUGCCACCACUGGGGCAGUUACGGUCUCUCAAGGAUCUCUAUAUUGUGAAGAUGGAUAGAGUACAGAAGGUUGGUGCAGAGUUGUAUGGGAAUAAUGGUUGUGGUUCAUCUUCAAUUAAGCCAUUUGGAUCUUUAGCGAUUCUGUGGUUUCAAGAGAUGUUAGAGUGGGAGGAAUGGGUGUGUUCUGAAGUUGAGUUCCCUUGUCUAAAGGAGCUUCAUAUUGUAAAAUGUCCAAAGCUGAAAGGGGAUAUACCUAAGUACCUUCCUCAACUAACAGAUCUUGAGAUUAGUGAAUGUUGGCAGUUGGUGUGUUGUCUUCCAAUAGCUCCCUCCAUUUGUGAAUUGAUGUUGAAUAAAUGUGAUGAUGUGAUGGUUAGAAGUGUGGGCAGCCUUACUUCACUAACUUCCUUGGGUCUAAGUGAUGUAUGUAAAAUACCAGUUGAAUUGGGACUACUACAUUCUCUUGGAGAGUUGUCUGUGUAUGGUUGUUCAGAGCUAGAGGAAUUGCCAACUAUUCUUCACAACCUGACUUCUCUUAAACACUUGGAAAUAUACCCAGAUGACAGUCUUUCGUCUUUUACGGAUAUUGGGCUGCCACCCGUGCUUGAAACCCUUGGAAUUGGACGCUGGCCCUUUCUGGAGUACCUACCAGAGGGAAUGAUGCAAAAUAAUACUACUCUCCAACACUUGCAUAUCUUAGAGUGUGGUUCUCUGAGGUCCUUGCCGGGGGACAUUAUUAGUUCAUUGAAAAGCCUUUUUAUCGAGGGUUGUAAGAAAUUGGAGUUACCAGUGCCUGAGGAUAUGACGCACAACUACUACGCUUCCCUUGCGCAUUUAGUAAUAGAAGAGAGUUGUGAUUCUUUCACGCCCUUUCCAUUAGCCUUCUUCACAAAGCUUGAGAUUCUUUAUAUCCGAAGUCAUGAAAAUCUGGAGUCCCUUUACAUUCCAGAUGGACCUCACCAUGUGGAUCUCACAUCUCUUCAGGUCAUCUACAUCGACAAUUGCCCUAAUCUGGUAGCUUUUCCACAAGGAGGAUUGCCUACUCCUAACCUCAGAUAUCUUACAAUAAUCAAGUGCGAGAAGCUCAAGUCCCUACCCCAAGGGAUGCAAACCCUCCUUACAUCCCUUGAACAAUUGACUGUAUGCUAUUGUCCAGAAAUUGAUUCAUUUCCAGAAGGGGGUUUGCCCUCCAAUCUAUCUUCGCUUUAUAUAUGGGAUUGCUACAAACUCAUGGCCUGUGAGAUGAAGCAAGGCUUACAAACGCUUUCCUUUCUUACAUGGCUCUCUGUUAAAGGAUCUAAAGAAGAGAGAUUGGAGUCAUUUCCAGAGGAGUGGCUACUGCCCUCCACUCUUCCCUCUCUUGAAAUUGGCUGUUUUCCAAAACUCAAAUCCUUGGAUAAUAUGGGGCUUCAACACCUCACGUCUCUUGAAAGAUUGACGAUAGAGGAGUGUAAUGAGCUCGAUUCUUUUCCGAAACAGGGGCUGCCCUCUUCCCUUUCUCGUCUUUAUAUUAGAAAGUGUCCUCGGCUAAAGAUAGAGUGCCAAAGAGAUAAAGGGAAAGAAUGGCCCAAGAUUUCUCGCAUCCCCUGCAUAGUAUUAGAAAGACGUGAUGUGAAAGAUGAGGAGGUGAUCUUGGCAUGAGGCCCUUGCAUCCAAGCACAUGCUUUUCUCUACCAUUACUCAUUCAGUAUGCUUAAAAGGAGGGAAGAAAUGGAAAGAUCGACUCGGGAAAGCCUGAGUAGACAAAUCAUCCUUUCAUAAAUAUUACAAUUCAGAUCUUUGGAAUGGUUAGAAGUAAUGAAGGUUUGAACAAAAUAUAUUUGUAGCUACAGAGUAGUCUAUCUUUACAUAGGAAUAAGGAAAAACCAUGGAUUUCAAAUACUCUGAAUUUAAUAGUUAUCAGUAGAUAAUGCAUGGACUUUCCUUCAGAACUAUGGAGGUAUGUUGUUUGGUUUGGAAAGAGCUCAGGCAUGGUAGAGGGAUUCCCUUCUUGGUUCGUGGGCUCAUUAAAUGAUAUGUAACUAGAUGAGAUAAUCAUCUAUCAUGACAUUAAUUCUUAUAUAUAUGUUUUUUAAAUUAUCUACAGGUUGAUGUUGGAUAGAUUUUGAAUUUGACCAAAAAUGUUCAAAGGUGUGGUCUCUGAUUCAGGCCACUAAAUGAGUUGUUAACAAAAACAGUAUCUUGGAAAGUAAAGAUUCAUGCUAACUUUCAAACUUAAUUGUUGUUCACAUCAAACUGGAGAUAAGAGUUUGCUCAUUGAAUUUUAAUGUUGCUGGCUUCUGGUGAAAGAGCAAUGUUUUUGGCUAGCAAAAAGGCUUUACUACUAUAGUUGUUCUGCUUUGCUGGAGUUUUAUGUCAGACUACAUGCUGCAAGGGACGAAAACACUCCUCACACCCCUCUAACAAUCCCAGACAGAGUUACCAUGAUAAGCUAUUAAAACCUAUGUCCAUCUUCAUGCUAUGCAGCUUCCUCUAUGGCAUCACUGAAUAAUUUGUUCUUUUGGUACUUGAAUGGAGCUGGUAGUUGGAAGUUGAUGUCAAAUCACCAAGACCCAAAAAUAUAUGGAUGCUAUACGCAUUGUAUAGUCUUUUCACUUCUCCCCUGUCUUGCAUGGCACUUGGGUGGAAGUUGGACAGAUUUCUGCUGCCUUCCUAAGUUCUGUGAACAAGACACAUCUUUUAGAUUUGGAAAGGCAAAUCCCUACUCUCCAACCCUAUGAACAAAACUAAUUGUGUUAGGAUUAACAGAAAAUGUUCAGGGAUGGGAUCUUUGAUUAUGUGAAAGACAGAGUGUGCUCUGAACAAAAAAAAGAAUCUUUGGAAGGCUUCUGGUGUAAAUACAAAUUUCUUGGGUGUCAAAUAAGCUUUGCUGCUUUAAUUGAUCUAUGUCUCUGGAGUUUCAUGCCUGACUUUGUGUGGCAGGGGACCAAAACAUUCUUCCUGCCCUUUGAAGAAGCCCAAACAGAGUUACCCUGAUCAGGAUGUGAAUGAGUGAAGACUUUGGUCCUGAAAGUGUUGCAAAUGUGGUGAAGAAUCACUAACACUCUAAUUUGGGACUAUAAAACCGUUCAUGUCAUGAAGAAUUUUCUAUGCCUGAGUGCAUACUAUCUUGUUAUUGAUAUAGGAGGUUCUCCACCAAAAGACUCCAAAUGGAAAGAUCUACCUGGUAAAGCCUUUGUAGAGAACUUGGUGGCUAUCAGAAAAGUUUUCAGUACUACUAUAGUUGUUCUGUUUUGUUGGGGUUUUGUCAGACCAUGUGCUGUAAGAGAACAAAAACUUUCUCCAACCCCUUUCAGAAGCUUAUACCAAACAUGAACAGUCCCCAUGGCACAGUAAGAUCUUUGAAUCCUUGAUACGUACAUGGAUGCGUAAGUGGAAAUCUGGAGGUCUCAAAGGUGAUGCAAACACGUUGCAGAAUCACUGGUGGAGAUGUGGUGGGAUCAGAACUUGCAAUGCUACCCCUGAAUGUGAAAGAGUAAGGAAUGGCAGCAAAAGCCCUCUCCUUGGUUACCAAGUUCAUGUAUCAAAUCAAGUGGAUGAUGAUCUCACCACCACCCCGGAAGACUUCUUGUUUCACCCAGAACUGUUCGCAUGCCCAGUUCUUCGGUCUCUAAACUGUAAACAUAUGAAAGAUGUUUCCCAAUAUCUGUUGUGCUCAAAAGGCAUCUUAAGCAAGACCUACAAUUUUGCUGCAUAGAAAAUUAACUUGGUGUCAGGUCAAGUAAACAUUAUCUUAGUGAACUUAAUGAUUUUUUAUUUUUUAUUUUUAGUUAUCAUUCUUCA